Molecule: messenger RNA, 1224 nt
Organism: Aureobasidium uvarum
Lineage: Eukaryota; Fungi; Ascomycota; Dothideomycetes; Dothideales; Saccotheciaceae
Source: the annotation of a GenBank genome assembly
AUGGUCAAAUUCUAUCCUUCCCUCUCCCCAGACCUCAGCGAAUGGUGCAUGUCCCAACCCCUCUUCUACAUUGCCUCCGCACCCCGCUACGGAGACCACAUCAACAUAUCCCCAAAAGGGCUACCGUCCACCACCUUUUCUAUCCUAGACCCAAACAAAGCGGCCUACAUUGAUGCCACUGGUUCUGGUGCCGAAACAAUUGCUCACCUCUACGAAAAUGGGCGUUGUACAAUCAUGUUUUGUUCCUUCGAAAAGGUGCCUAGAAUUNNUUUGAGAUUGUUCUGCAAGGGAAGAGUAGUAGAGUUUUGGGAUGAAGAGUUCGGAGUUCUGACUAGGCAGAUGGGGAUGGAAGUGCCGGUGGGUGCGAGGGCGGUGAUUGUGUUGGAGAUCUUCAAGGUACGAGUCUCCGACAACAAAAUGGUCGAUUAUCGUGCCAAGAACAAUGCGUAUAGCUUGGAUGAUCUUCCUGGACUCAAAGCUGGAAGACGAACAAGAGGAGAAUGGCUCUGGGUGGGUGAUGCAAAAGCUUACCUCACACGGUUAUGGAAUCAGAUGGACGCCAUGGUGAUUGGACUAAUUACGAUUACUAUGAACAACAUGGACGAUUCUGAAGAUAACCGUGCGCACUCAUCUAGCACUAUGGACACUGAGCACGACCAGGCUCAAGUCACCUCUGACCACAUUCAGGAUGCUGGUAAGGACAAAACUAUCGACAUAAACCUCACUCCAAACCUGUCCGACAACCCUAGCAGAACCUCCAACGGUCCUGCCAGGCCGAACACGAAAGACACCGAAAGUCUCCACAAGACUCGCACCGCCAUCAAGAAGCACAAGAAGCUUUCCCGUGCAAACAAAAUCGCUGCAUCACCUUUCCUUCGUCUUCCGUCCAAUGUCCGCACAAAGAUCUUACUUCAAGCCAUGGAGUCUCCCACUACACCCACUGCCUCUAAGCAAUCAACCGUCACUGCUUCGCCCGUCAACGACCGUAGCACUGCCGUCAAUACGACUACUUCUUUGCUCACCCUCAACAACCAGAUUCACACCGAAAUUCAAGCAUUGAUGACGGCAAAGAACAAGGCUAAAGUGCAGAAUGCCGCAAAGAAAGAGAUGGAUGAAGUCAGCAGUAUGCUUGAAAGAUCUUUGCAGCUGCAUGCAGAGAUGGGCGGGAACAACACCGAGUUUGAGAGCUUGGUUGCUGAAACUAUGGAAAGUUCGAAAGUGUAA